AAGCGUUCGACUAUGGCUGAUGCGUGCAGUGACUGCAUAUGGACGAGAUAUUGAAUGACUCAACAUAGAAGAUCUGCUACUUGCAACGUUGGUACGCAGGCGAGACAGUUAUUUCUUCGAUCUUAUUAAAAUCAGGAAGUUUGGUGCUGCAACCCAUACUAACUAAAACUACCAGCAAACCGGGUAACAGAGAUUGGAGAGGACGGCUGACCGGAAUAUGAAAUAUGGCAACAGCAUCACUCUGGAAAGAGCCCAAGCAUACUCCACAUCAUUUGCGUUUAGUCCUUUUUGGAAAAUGUCUAAUUGGGUAAUUUUAUGUGGUUUUGAUGCUGAAUAGUACAACAGAGAACGUUAUUGACUAAACCGGAGUAUUGCCGUAGUUUGUAUUAAUCAUAUUUCAUCACACUUGGAUCAUGGAUAUAUGGAAUUGGCUACGUUAAAGUACCUGCUGCCUAUCCAUCCAUUAUAAUGAAUCAAGGAGAUAACCAAGAACCAUGCGAGCCCCCUUCACAUGGGCUUUAUGGGCCUCACCGGAUCCGUCCGUCAUCGUACAGGGCUCUGCGAAGUGCCGUUUCCAGCCUGGCGAGAAUUGACGAUUUCUUCUGUGAAAAAAUCGGUUCCGGCUUCUUCUCUGAAGUGUUCAAGGUGCAGCACAGGAUCACUGGGCAGGUGAUGGCUCUGAAGAUGAACACAAUGGCCAGUAACAAAGCCAACAUGUUGAGAGAGGUGCAACUCAUGAACCGCCUCUGCCACCCCAACAUCCUCCGAUUUUUGGGGGUGUGUGUUCAAGAAGGACAGCUUCAUGCUCUUACUGAGUACAUUAAUGGGGGAAACCUGGAGCAGCUGCUGGACAGUGAAAUCUAUCUUCCAUGGACUGUGAGGAUAGGUCUCUCUCUGGACAUUGCAAGAGGGCUGCAGUAUCUACACAGCAAGGGCAUUUUCCAUCGAGAUCUCACGUCCAAGAAUUGUCUGGUGCGUUGUGAAAAUGCCACUUUUACAGCUGUAGUUGGGGACUUUGGACUGGCAGAAAAAAUCCCUGAUUACAGUGAUUGUGCUGACAAGCAACCUUUGGCUGUUGUGGGCUCCCCCUACUGGAUGGCCCCGGAAAUGUUAAGAGGAGAGCUUUACAAUGAGAAGGCUGAUGUCUUUUCAUAUGGUAUAAUCCUUUGUGAGAUUAUUGGUCGAAUUGAGGCUGACCCAGAUAUCCUGCCACGGACAGAGGAUUUUGGUCUGGACGUUGACGCCUUUGAACACAUGGUGGGAGACUGUCCAUCUUCAUUUCUUUGCCUGGCUGUCAACUGCUGCAAUAUGUGUGCAGACAGCCGUCCUGCCUUCUCGGAGAUCGUACUGACCCUUGAGAUGAUCAAGAGCGAGAGGGAGAAGAGUGAAGCACCAGUUAUAUUAGAACCUGUUGCCAUUGCCGACAGCCCAUAUAGGAGGAGAAGUUUGGCCUGCCAUCCAGGUGACCAUCGUCUGUCACGUAGUCAGUCAGAUGUAUUGCCACCCACCACAUCACCGUGUUUUGGCACGCCUGUUCGGGUCAACCCCUUCUCUCUUCGCCAAGACCUCAAUGGUGGUCGCAUCAAGCUGUUUGACACCCCUAGCAAAUCUGUAAUCUCUCUCACUUUUACCCUUCCACCACCGCCAGACCCAUGUGCCUCCCCACCCCUCAGCGGAAGCCCUGGACUUUGUGGACCUCCUCGAAGGUGCCGGUCCCUGCCUUGCACCCCUGAGCUGGGCCACCAACUACUCUUCCGGGACCACGAGGAGCAGAAUGAGGAAGAGAAGGAGAGGAAUAAUGAUCUAGGAGAUGGAAUGAAAGAAAAAGAGGUGGAGGGAUGGCAAGAUGAAGUUGAGGACUCAGGCCUAGUGCUGGACUUGGAGAUGGUAUCUUUAGAACGGGUUGAGGAAGAGGAGGAGGAAGAGGUGGAGAAGUGCCUCACAGAGCCCAUGGACUGUAGUAGCUCCCCCGACACGGCAGAGGUUAACACUCCAGGGAAUCGACCUAUCAGCGGUUCUUAUUCCACUCCCUCCUCCUUGCAGCCCAAUGGCUGGGCAAUGCCUGUCUCUAAUGGACCACCAUUAUUACCACCUCUUCCCCAUUUGGACAAUAACAAUGGACUGCUCAUGCCUGGGCGUCCUAUUGCAUGGGCUAGACUAAACGGUUACCGCAGCCCUGCCCCAGAGCCAGUACAACCUACUUCUGAAGAAGAGGAUGUCAUUUCCUGUCCUGCUUGCUGCCUGGCUGGGUUUAGCUUCCCUUCUCUGUGCCUGCGUAGAGCCCCUCCCUCUAGUCAUGGACGACCAUACAGGAAUCUCAACAGAGGGGAGGCAUCUGCAUCUACAGCAAAAAAACUUCUCUGUCACAGAGCUAAGGGUCUGGCUCCACCCACAGCAACCUGUGAGCCAGGGUUACCCCUUCCAGAGUCCCAAACCUAAAGAGAGUGACCUCAAAAAGAGCUGCAAUAUCAAAAGUCCUGGUUAUACUUUGUUUUUCUGCGUUCCGGAUCAGAUUGCGCCCAGCCAACAGCCUUGCCUUUCAAGGUAUAUUCUUUUGACCGCAAGUGAAUAUGAACGCAUUUGACGCAUGCAUAGUAUGAUUGCACAGUCGAGAAAAACUGGGCUGUGCGUGGACAGGUCGUGCAGACUGUGCUGAUGACAACAUUUGUGUCACGCAUACUAUGUGUAGAGUGAUCAGCAACGCGGACAACUGAAGUAUACUGUGGGCUUUAGAAAUGACACUGUAUUUACAACACCAUACAGUCAGGCUGCAGCAUUGAUGUCAGGAUGGUCAUCUUACUGGAUGCAAUGCAGAGAAUAGCAAGAACAGAGAAUUGAUUUAUGACUAGUGGUAUUCAAUUUUGCAAUAUGUGGAUGAGACUGUGAUAUACAGUUCAUAUAUUUUGAUCCUAUAAUGUCAUAAUUUUUACAUAAUCCAGAUUCAUAGGUAAUAUUAUAACUGUACAAUAAUGGGUGCUUUAAAUGUGUGCUCUUUUUGGUUCCCCAAAUUAGGGAUGUGCAAGUGUGUUCAACUAGUCAUCUAACAACAUAUAAGUCGAUAAGUGGGGUCGACUACUAGCAUUAAUAUUUAUUGGAGGUGGUUUUAAUGGGAGGUGCAAUUCUCAAAUUAAUUGAGAGACUCAACUUAGAGCGGUUUUGUGUGAUGAUAUAUUGCUAAAUAGUGAAUAGCAUCAGUCACAGUCAUUCCAAAAAGUGUUGUCUUUUUAAUGCUUUAAGUGUAGUCUUAUUAUGCACUGUUGCUACAGCAAAGCAUCAUUCUGCGUUCAGGAUGUGCAUAAGCAGUUUUCUGCCGCUCCGUAUUGGAGCCUUUUUUAUUUAUUUCUUUGAUAGUUUUGUGCAAUAAGAUUGGAUGUUAUAUUUAUUUAGCCUAUUUAUUUGUUGAAUAUCUGUUAGUCACCAUGAUGAAGUACUGCACUUUGCAUUUGUAUAUCCCUCUGAAAAGUGUCUGAAUAUGAAAAACGGAGCCUAAUACAUUAUUAUCCUUAACAAAGACUAAUUGACUAGUCCUUCAAACCACUAACGACUAGUCGCUUAUGAAAAUGUGUAGAUUUGCACAUCCCUUGUUUGAGCUGAAGUAGACUAGAAGUAUUAUAAACUGGAAUAAUAGUGGCAUGUCAAGCAUUUUCAGCUUAUCUUAUUCAUUCAGUCAUUUUAUUUAUUAUUGGAUAAACAUUCCUCUUCAAGACUGAGUGCUCUUCACUUUGCCGUGAGAGUGUACAAGGGUGUGUGAUGCUGUAUUCUGAUGUCAAUCAUUUGUUGAUAAAUGUUGAUGUUUAGAGGCAAUGUGUGUAGUAUGUCUUAUGGUAAUAAAGUAAACUAUACCAUUUAAUAGGCAUUUUUAAAUGAAAACUGUAACAUUUUGAGUGCUCGAAUAUUAUUACAGUUUGAAUUUUGUUAUCUCCCCCUAGUGGUCAGAAAGAUUCACUCUUGCAAAGUAAUGCUGCUCUUAUUAGGAAUCAACUGAUUCCUCUGCUGGAAAUUGACAGUCACCAUUUAUCUAAAGCUAGUUGUUUUUUUGUUUUUUUUUGUGGUAAGUUUAUGGAAUAAUAGUUAGAAACAUGGUCCUAGAUCAUCUUGCACACAGUGUGAUGCCACCAUAGACACUGUAAAGGGAUUGCUCAUCCAUAAAUUAAAAUUUCAUGCUAUUUCAAACAUGUUUGACUUUCUUUCUGGCAUGGAAUACAAAUUUAGAUAUUUAGUAGAAUGUCUAUGAUGUUUUUAUUUUCAUAUACCAUGAAAAUGGAUGGUGACUAGGGACAGCCAUAGUCACCAUUCACUUUCAUUGUAUGGAUAAAAAGAAACACUGACAUUCUUAUUGGGAAUUCCUUUUGUGUUUCAUGACAGAAUUUUCAUUUUUGGGUGAACUAAUCCUUUCAGGCAAAUAUGAGGCAUGUUAUUUAUAAUACAGUAUCUGCUUAUGUGUUUGAACAUGUGCAUAACUGUAUAUUUUCAAAGCAAUCUAGAUGUGGUGUGGUCCAAUACAGGUCUUGGACUGAAGCCGUCUCUUCAUAUUCAGUCUAAACUUUUGUAUUAGUUUACGGUCUUCAGAAAUAAACCAGAAUCUCAGACAGUCUGAAAUGCUCUGUGUGUUAUGGUCUCUAAACAAACUGUUUAGCAUCUGAAGUGUAACACCUCAGAAAUGUGUCCACUGAAUUUCUUAAUGCUUCUGUAUGUACACCUGCUUCUCAGAUGACCAUAGGAAGUAUGUGCAUGCGGAGUACUGUACAAAAGGGAUCUGUACAUAUUGAUGCAUGACAAUAGGCAAGAAGCUUUCUAGCCUGUUGGUACUUCCCUUCAGGCUGGCAUCAGAGGUAAAGUUGUCUCAAGUGAAGGUGGAAUUUAGAUUUGAGAUAUGGAUGCAAUAAGAAUCAGAAUGAAUAAGAAUCUUGGUUUACCUGGAAAAAUGUAGAUUUAGUAAUAUGUUUUAUUUCUUGAAAAAGUUUACAUAUUUUAAAAUUAAUCUAGGAUAGAUGUGAAUUUGAAACUUAAUUUACUCACUUUUCUGAAAGUUGAUAAUCAAAUGCCUCACUGAUUAUUACUAAUUUAUAAUUUUCAGUGCACUAAAGACAUAAUCUAUUGAAAGUAAUUUGUAUUGUCUGUACUGUAUUUGUACAGCUUAGACAUCCAUAACUUGCCUCCUUUGUCAGUAAUGAAGUGAUGUUAAAACAGAUUGGGAAGGAUUUGUAAAGUCCACUUAUGUUUCGAUGUAAAGAUUUGUUCCUAUUUAAGAGAGGGUCUAUUUCUCUCUAAAAGUAAAGCACUUGUUACUUAGUUCUGGGGAACAACAGCUUUAAUGUAUAUG
This is a messenger RNA of Xyrauchen texanus (razorback sucker), 5323 nucleotides long. Its product is annotated as dual specificity testis-specific protein kinase 2-like. The record is from RefSeq and is a predicted model, not a curated record. Gene Ontology annotation, molecular function: ATP binding; protein serine/threonine kinase activity. Gene Ontology annotation, cellular component: cytoplasm; nucleus. Lineage: Eukaryota; Metazoa; Chordata; Actinopteri; Cypriniformes; Catostomidae. Gene Ontology annotation, biological process: protein phosphorylation; actin cytoskeleton organization; positive regulation of stress fiber assembly.